Messenger RNA from Toxotes jaculatrix (banded archerfish), 8481 nucleotides. Its product is annotated as polycystic kidney disease protein 1-like 2. Gene Ontology annotation, biological process: detection of mechanical stimulus. Gene Ontology annotation, cellular component: membrane. Gene Ontology annotation, molecular function: carbohydrate binding; calcium channel activity; calcium ion binding. Lineage: Eukaryota; Metazoa; Chordata; Actinopteri; Toxotidae. The record is from RefSeq and is a predicted model, not a curated record. The transcript has 44 exons.
AUGUACUGGAAAGUUCUGCUGCUUCUGAUCCUGGGGACACUCAGCUCUUUGUCCUAUGCUGGAGAUGAGAAGAAGGUGACGGUUUCCUGCCCUGAACACCAGAAGGCCUUUGGAGGCUCCUGCUAUGAGUUUGUGGAUCACCAGCUCUCUUUCUUUGGUGCUCAAGCUUGGUGUGAGGAGAGUGGAGGACAUCUUGCAUUUAUCCCAGAUGAGGACACUCAGUAUUUCCUUCAGAGACACCUGGACCCUGACAAGGAUCUUUGGAUCGGAGUAGCACCUUCUACCUCUCCAAACCUGCAAUAUUCUGCAACUGUUGAAGGUGCUCUCUGUUGGCUGGAUGGUUCACAUAUCACCUUUUCAAACUGGGUGAGCAGCCCACAGCCAGGAGCAGCUUGUGGACACAUAUUGAAGGACUCAGGCUUCCAAUGGAAAGCUGAAAGAAACUGCAACAAAAAACUGCAUUUUAUCUGCCAGUUUGAGUCUGGAAGAUCCAUUGUGUGUGCGGGUCGUAACACCGCUCUGCAGUGUGGUUCUGGUCAAGUGCUGAUGAUAGAUGGUGGCUUCUACGGUCGUAAGAACAUUCAUUACUGUCGAUCCACGGCAACAACAUCCACACAACGUCAGUGUGGCUGGGUGGAUGCUGUAGAGUCGAUCACAGCCAACUGCAGUGGCCGCCAGGUUUGCCAGAUUGCUAAAGUUGUGAACUCCUUUGGUGAACCCUGUCCUCAGCUGGGGAGCUACCUGUCUGUGGAUUACCACUGCAAAGAAGGGCUCACGUUGACAGUAAGCACCGUGGCUGCUGUUUUUAAUGACAUCACCAUCAGCAUAAAGUGGUCCUUACAUUUGUCAUGGGGAAACCUUACCUGCAAGCUGAGCACCGGAGAUGGCAAUGUUAUUUAUCUGGACAGUCUAGACGGGUUGGAGAGCAGUGUGAUGCACAAAUAUACUUAUCCAAGUACGUUUCUUGUGGCAGUUGAAUGCACCAACAGUGACGUACACAUUACAGCUCAGAAAAUAACUACCAUUCUAGAGCCUGUCACAGAGUUUGGUGUCAUCGGGUGUUUUGCUGGAAAGCUGUUUUUUCAUGCUACGAACUGCAAGGCCUUGUACGGAGGAGCACUGCAAAUUCAAAUGGAAGUAAAAGCAGGUUCAAAUGUGAGUUACAGAAUCCAGAAGGAUGAAAUGGUGUUGUCCAGUUUAUCUGUGGUCAGAGGAAAUGUUCCCCAUAAUAUCACAGUGACUCCAGAGAUGGUGAAGCAGCUCGGGCCUGGCUGCCACCUGCUGAUCCUUUAUGCAUCUAACAUGGUCAUGUUCCCUGAAGUGUCCACAGCCCUGCAGGUGUGUGUUUUGGAGAAAGUAGCUGGGCUCCAGGCAUCUGUGUUGACAGAGAUAACGGAGAGGGAUGACUGUCGGUCCUCUCCAAAUAUCACUGUUGGUGUUUCCCUUGAACGGGGUGCACCUGUGCUGCUCCUCUUCUCUCUGACAGGAGACAACAACGGCUCAUUUUAUGUGACCAGAGAAAUGAAUGAAAGGAAGGGAAUUUUUCAUAUUGGACACCCAAUUCAAGGAACAGUACAAGUGAAACUCAGAGCAUGGAAUGACUUCUGCUCUCUCGAAGUGGAUGUGGACAUGUUUGCUUCCUGUGGCAAGGAUUCAGUCGUUAAACUAAAUGGUCAUAAUGACCAUUGGUUGAGCUUUAACAAGACACUGAGGAAGAAACAUAUCAGAGUUGUCAGAUCUCCAAUAAAAAUCGAUGCAAACCCUUCAGAGACAGUACCUACCAGAAAUAAAAGUAUCACGCUUUCCAUAAGGGACGAUUCCACUCUAACAGACCCGAACAAACGAUACCAGUGGGAAUGCAAACAUCCCUGCAAAUGCCAAGGAAAUUUCGAGUCACUGACCCACACCAUUAGAGCAAACUGCCUGCCAGAUCCAUUUCAAUUUAACAAGUAUUAUUUUAAUGUGAUAAACAGAGGUAAUAAUAAAGUGGAAAAAACUGAAUCCAUAUGCAUCGCCCUGACCCCUGAGCCUAAUACACCAGAUGGACUAAGUCUCACUUGUACACAAGGCUGUGACCCUGUUAAGGAGAACACAGAUGCAAAAAUUAAAAUGAACUGUAAUGCACAGUGUCCAAACGUCAUAUGGUACAUUGAGGACCCACAUGAUGACAAGAACUGGAUAGAUGAGACACAGAGCUGCUACAAAAAGGCAGGGAGAAGGCCACUUGUCGACAUACAGAAUGGCGGGAAUGAAUAUACUGUGAAACAUUCCAGUCUUGCACUGGCCAUGUCUGAGGGUCAGGAUGUCACUGUGGUAGUAACUUCUGCGGAUAUUGUGCCUAUUUUCACAACAUACACCAUACAGACAUCAUCUUCAAAGGAACCAGCUCCUACCACUGAACAACCAGCUGCUACUGACACGACUGCCGAAGACAGGCCGACAGCCGCUGCUGGUCCUGCCACAACAGCACCUGGCGCAACCAGUGCUACCACUACUGGCAGGGAUACAACUCCAGCAGCAACCACCAACAGUUUUGAAGGCCUCUCCUGUAGCAUAGUGCCGUCUAGAGGAACAAUCUUUGAUCCUUUCAGUAUGACUUGCCAGACUCAAAGUCCUUGUUCUAGGUGUCGCUAUUGUUUUAAGACUGAAGAUAAGCAUCUGCGUUGCAGCAAGAACAGUGAAGUGAAAUCGGUCUUCCUUCCUGUCGGAGACAGCCAAUCCAACUACAACCUGAUAAUCACAGCAACUGCAAAAAAUAACGACUUUGCAUUUAGCACCACAAUAACUGCACAGGUUAGUCAAAAAUAGACUUCUGGCUCUUCAGUAGAUAAUCUUAAGGUGUCUGUGGAGACUGCUGUGACUCAGCUGAAGCAACAGGGCCUACUGUCAGGGGAAACCUUGGGACAGAUCUUCAGUUCUGUGGCCACCAAACUGAACGGUCAAUCUGAUAAAUCGAAAAAAGCAGAUAGGCAAAAGCUUCGUGAGCAGAUGCUGGACAUAAUGACUGACACGGUGAAAGAGGUUCCCACCAACACUCCAGAAGAAGUUCAGGUGAUCGCCAGAAGUCUUAGCGCUGUCGUCCAGAAAGGCACAGAGCUCAGCUCCUCUGCUCAGGAAGAGGCUUCAUUAUUAUUUGCGACCCUCAGCUCAUCUCUCCUUCACAUGGAUGUGAACAAAACUGAAGAAAACAAGAAAGAAAUACACACUGCAGCCAGCACCAUUGUGGAAGGAGCAAGCAAUAUCCUGGACUACUCUUCCAGUAAAAACAUCUCUGAUGCCCUUCUCAUCACACUGAAAAAUACACAGAGUGCACUGUUGAUAUUUAAAGAUGCUAACAAGGGGCCAACUAUUAUCCAACAAGCUAAUAUUGCCAUUUUUGUCAGUAGAGUGACACCGGGAAAUUUACACACAGAGGCUAUAAAUAUUCCCAACUGUUCCUGCCCCACGUUUUCUCUCCCAAUACUACCUUCCAACAUACUUCCCUCGGAAGAGCCAGUGGAUAUACGAAUGCUGAGUUUAGAUAAAAAUCCAUUCUCCUGGAAUGAGAGAGGAAACAUCAGUGGCCCAAUAGGUGCUCUAUCCCUCACAACAGAAGAAGGCUCCAGUAUCCGUGUGGAGAAUUUGAGUAAGGAUAUUGAGAUUCUGCUGCCAAGGCCGGUUGGAGAGCAGGUGAACACCACAGUUUUGGACCUGGGGAACUACAGCACAACAAUCAUAGAUGUUCCUUCAGCUGAUGCUACUCUGGUGUUAAAGAUGGUGCCCUCAAAGGACCCAUUACACUUCAAACUGUUCCUUGGUUAUAUGGGCUACCCAACUGAAACAAAUUAUGUAGCAAUGACAGAGAUGCCCCACCAGGGAACCACACAAGAGGAGCGAUACACUUGGCUACUAGACCCUAAGAGUUUAAAGGGAAACACUGGAGUGCACUAUCUUGUAGUGAGGCCCAUUGUAGGCCCUGGUAUAAAAUCCAUCAAUGCCAGUUUAUCGGUCACCUCCAUCACCGCUGCAUGUAAAUUUUGGGACGAAUCAGUACUGGAUUGGAGCAAUGAAGGAUGCAGGGUUGGUAUUCAGACCACACAUUUAGUCACCCAGUGCCUCUGCAACCACCUCACGUUCUUUGGGAGCUCUUUCUUUGUUACCCCCAACCUUGUCGACCCGUCACGCUCUGCUGAGCUAUUUGGGACCUUUACUGAGAAUCCUGUGGUUGUGUGCUUCGUGGGUGCGCUCUUUGUGGCUUAUCUCUUGGUGGUUGUAUGGGCACGACGAAAAGACAUCAGAGACACGGUCAAGGUGAAGGUGACAGUGCUGGAAGACAAUGACCCCAUGGACGAGUACCACUACCUGUUAAGUGUGAGCACGGGGUAUCGGAGAGGAGCCUCCACCUCCUCUCAGGUAACAAUAACUCUUCUGGGUGAGGAUGGAAACAGUGAGCCGCACCACCUGACAGAUCCAAAGAAAUGUGUGUUUGAAAGAGGUGCGGAGGAUAUGUUCCUGCUAACUACACCCUUUUCCCUGGGAGAUCUGCAGGGCAUCAGAUUGUGGCACAACAACUCAGGGAGCCACCCUGCCUGGUAUGUAGGCAAUGUCAUGGUGCUGGAUUUGCAGACCAACCAGAAAUGGCGUUUUCUGUGCAACUCCUGGCUGAGCAUAGAUAUGGGUGAUUGUUCCCUUGAUAAAGUUUUCCCUGUCUCAACAGAGAUUGAUUUGAGGAGGUUCAGUAAUUUGUUCUUCAUGAGGACAACAAAGGAUUUCAGCGAUGGACACCUCUGGUACUCGGUGAUAAGCCGACCACCGAGCAGCACCUUCACUUGUGUGCAGAGAGUGUCCUGCUGUUUCUCCCUGCUGCUCUGCACAAUGCUGACCAGCAUCAUGUUUUAUGGCAUCCCAACAGACCCAUCUGAGCAGACCAUGGACCUGGGUCACUUUGAGUUUACCUGGCAACAGUUCAUGGUUGGAGUCCAGAGUUCACUCAUCAUGUUUCCAGUGAAUAUCCUCAUUGUUAGUAUCUUCAGAAACACCCGUCCUUGGGACAUGUCUUGUUGCAAGCACAAAACAGGAAAACCAGCUGCCCCUGAGCAGGAGAGAACCUUGCACACUCCCUCCUCACAGACUGGCACUAACAACAUGAAUGUCACGGUCACUUUAGACAUUAUCAUCAAGGAUAUCACAAGAAUUGCCCAUUCACUCUCUAAGACUGUGAAAAGCAACAUCCCGCCCGAAAAGUCGGAGUUUGGACCCGGGCAUCAAGCUGAUAUCAAUGCUGUCCUUUCUGUGGUGGACGACUUUGUCCGACAGAGUAACAAAAGCAGUGACAGCACCCAGUCAAAAACACAGAGCGUUUGCAAGCUCGUUCAGCCUCAGCUACAAGAGGGCAGUGCUAGUGUGCAUCCUGGGACAAACAUGGAAGGCAUUCAGAAGAAGAGCAACAAAACCCAGUAUUUGUACAGGCAGCUGUGUCACAUUGACAAAGAGCUGAGCCUGCUGGGCCCGUCUGGCUUCCCCACUCCUCACAGCUACAGCCAGGCCCUGCAGCAAGUCCAGGGCAUGAAGAGCUUCCUUGAAGAUCAGCUCUUCACAUCCAGCUCCCUCAACCUGGAUGAAUUCAUCCAGAACAAGUUGAGUCCUUCAGACAGCACUGCUGGUGACAGUAAUCAGAAGAAAAGAGUGUGCUGUCAUGGAGGGUUACCCUGGUGGUUUAUUUUUGUCGGCUGGCUGCUAGUGGUCGCUACCAGUUUUGUAGCGGGAUAUUUCACAAUGCUUUAUGGGUUGAAAUUUGGGAAGGAACGCUCCGUAAGCUGGUUGGUAUCCAUGAUUGUGUCCUUUUUUCAGAGUGUCCUCGUUAUUCAGCCAGUGAAGGUGCUAUGCCUUGCGGCCUUCUUUGCUCUUAUAAUAAAGAAAGUUGAUGAUGAAGAUUAUCAAAAUGUGACAUUUGUCAAAAACGACACAAAUCUAGGCGACGGCAAGGCCCAACAAAUGGUCAGACGGGAUAGGAAUCUUUAUGAGCCGCCUCCUCCUGCGGACAUUGAGAAGAUGAAAAGGAACAAGAUAUUGGAGCAAAAAGCCUUUGCCCUCUUCAGAGAGAUUUUGACCUACGUGGGGUUUAUGUGGAUGUUGCUGCUGGUGGCGUACGGCCAGAGAGACCCCAAUGCUUUUUUCCUAAACCAGCACAUACAGGACAGCUUCAGUGGAGAGAUCUCAGACAGCAUGAGUCUCGGGGACGUGUUUGCGUGGGCCAACACAUCUCUGCUCAGUAACCUCUUUGGAGUUUAUCCAGGAUUUAUCACAGAUGGAAACUCCAAGCUAGUGGGUAAUGCUCGUCUUCGUCAGUUGAGAGUGCAGAAGAACUCCUGUCAGACUGCAGGCUCCAUGCUGCAGUUUGUGCCAGACUGUCAUGCGCCAUACUCAUGGGAGGCGGAGGACAUGGGCUCCUAUAACCCUGGAUGGAACCACUCUGCAAAGGAUAAUAUCUCUGCAAGCACCUCCAGUCCCUGGAUGUACCAGACACAGGCACAGCUCAGAUCUUACCCUGUCUGGGGCAAAAUGGUGCUCUACAGGGGAGGUGGCUUUGUAGCAGAGCUUGGCCCAAAUUUAGAAAAUGCUAGCAGCACCCUUGAGUUUCUGUUCAGGACCAGAUGGCUGGAUAUGUACACAAGGGCACUCUUUGUGGAGUUCACUGUUUAUAAUGCAAAUGUGAAUCUCUUCUGCAUUGUCACCCUUUUGUUCGAGACCACGGCUGUAGGAGCGUUUCAGUUCCACAGUGAGCUGCAGAGUGUUCGUCUUUACCAGUCAACCGGCGGUCUUCACGUCUUCGUUAUGGCUGCUGAGAUCAUAUAUUUGCUUUUUAUCCUCUAUUAUAUGUUCAUGCAGGGCAAAUUAAUGAAGCAACAGCGGUGGACUUACUUCAGGAGCAAGUGGAACCUUCUAGAGUUGACUGUCAUCUUAUUGAGCUGGAGUGCCGUGGCUGUCUUCAUCAAAAGGACCCUGCUUGGCAACCGCGAUAUGACCUACUACCAAAACCACAGAGACCAAUUUGCCAGUUUUUAUGAGACAGCCACCGCAGACUCGGUACUUCAGUAUCUUAUCGCCUUCCUGGUCCUGCUCGCCACUGUCAAACUGUGGCACCUGCUCAGACUGAACCCCAAGAUGAACAUGAUCACAGCCGCACUGCAGCGAGCCUGGAGUGACAUAUCCGGUUUCCUUGUGAUCAUUGUGAUCAUGCUCAUAGCAUAUUCCACUGCGUGCACCGUGAUCUAUGGCUGGAAGAUGUCCUCUUACAGGACUUUGGCGGAUGCUCUCCUCACCGUUAUCAGCUUGCAGAUAGGCAUCUUUAAUUAUGACGAGGUCUUGGACUACACUCCCCUGCUUGGUGGAUUACUCUUUGGUUCCUGCAUCAUGUUCGUGACAUUUGUGGUCCUCAAUCUCUUCAUUUCACUGAUCCUCGUGGCAUUCAACCAGGAGCAGAUAUACCACAAGCCCUCAGAGGAGGAGGAGAUCGUCGACCUCAUGCUGAAGAAAAUCUGCAACCUUUUUGGGAUCAGAUAUGAAGAUACUAAAGACUCUUUAGGGCCUGACGUAAACUGCAGCAGUGGCUUGACCCUUAAUAACAGCAAAACUGUCCUUAGCAAUGCAAUUGAUGUAAACAUUUUUCAGACAUCCAACAACUCACCAAACCCUUAGGGACAAAGCUUUAUGUAGUAAUGUUUCAUAACUAGGUUUUCUGAAUAUUUUGUAUGCACUAGUAUCCACAUGCUUAUCUGUUCAUGUUCAUUAUUCUUUGCUUGUUCUCUGCUGGGAGGUCAGAAGCGUGCUGCUUUGUGAAUACGGUGUGAUAGAUAAUGAACACACACAGAAUUACGCUGCUGUUUGCUGGUGUGAAUAAUGUGUUUAUUUAGAGAGCAGUUGUUUUUCUGCCAUAGGAUGCUCACUUAGGAUUCAUAAAAAUAAAGUUAUGCACUUCGCUAUACAAACAUCGAUCUUUUGAAACAGUUCACAAUCACCCUUGGUACCCACAAUACAUAUAAGCUAAUAAAAGCUCUGAGAGUAGAAAAAUUAAGCCUUUAACCCCCGGAGACCCACUGUUGUAAAAUUAUAACAUCACAUUUAAUUCUACAAAAAUAAACCUGCAUGGACAGAAAUUGAAUAUUUAUAAAAUACUUACAGGAACAGUCAAAAACAAACCUCUUUACACAUUAAUCAUUAUACCUUCCAGUAGAUGUAUUAAUUGGUUUAUGUGUAGCUCACACUUUGUUCAGUAACUCCAAAAUAAAUUGCUAUGAAUUUAGAGCAUGUUUCACCUUGUAAAAUAAAAUCAUAUGGUAUCAUAUCAGGAAAUAUGCACACCUAUACUUUCAAUGCAUGCUAUAACAUAUCAGUCAUGUUUGUUGUGUUAUGUAUUUGUUUGUUUUAUUAUAUGUGAAUAUAGAAUAUAUAUAUGUUUGUGGGUAUUGUAUAAUUCACCGUGUUUGGUCGAUUAAAGACCAC